Messenger RNA from Symbiodinium pilosum, 275 nucleotides. The record is from the annotation of a GenBank genome assembly. NCBI's taxonomy places the organism in Eukaryota, Dinophyceae, Suessiales, Symbiodiniaceae.
AUGAUAUUCACGGACCCACGUUCCCGCUGGGGCCACCGAAAUCUCGAGCCCCCACCGCCGGACCCGACGCAGAUCGCCUUCGGCGCGAUUGGAAUCAAUGCAAAGCUCCAGAGUAAAGUCCUUGCUACGCGCCAGAAGCUGUCAGCCGCAGACCGCCAGGUUGCGACUGGUUUCGCCAUUCUGGCUUACCUGUCGCAGGAGGCCGCCCAUGCCGCGCAGCGGCCAAAGCUGCGAAGUCAGAGCCCACCCUCCAGCGUGCCACGCCUCGCGCUGUU